ACUACUCUAUCCUAAUUCUAAUGACAUGGUACCAUAAUUGCUAACAUAGAAUGUCUCAGUAGAAGAAAACUUGACACAACUUAAUGUGAACACAAGCUAGCCAAUGUUGUUAUUAGCUGAGCUUGGGAACGAACUCCUUUCUCAACCUAAUGGCAUUUCUCUUUGUAACAGUAACUUCUGAACACUGUAUACUGUCCAGUCUAAAAUCCUAAGGAUAUUCUAGGCAUUGGUGGGUAGAAUUUCACUAACUUUUUGUUUAGUGGGUGGAGGGUGGGGGGCAGGAAGCAAGAGAGAGGAGGGGACCAGAAAACUUGAAGUGAAGGAGGAAUGCAGGACAAGGGGAGUUCCUGGCAUCUGGUUAGCAGACACAGCUUCAAGCACCUGUCCAAUUGUCUACAGAUCAAAGGAUUAGUUAAUGGCAUUAAUUUUCACCUGCCAUCAGAACCUUGCUCUCAUCUCUUUCCUGUCUUCCCAAUACAAUUUAACAGGUUGACACUCUGCAUGACUUAUUUCCCAGACAGAACAAAAAAUGCUGAAACUAUAAAUUCUCUCCUGUCCCCAAGACAUGCUAAGGUCUGCUGAGGGUUCUACCAUUUUGAACACUGACCAAAAGAAUAUAGAUUUUUUUUUUUUUUUUUUUUGUCCACUUGAAGAGACUGCUCUUAUAAUGUAUCCUGUUGCUGUUCCUGUGCCUUGUGGAGAAGAAAAUAAGGGACACUGUAGGAAAUUUAUUUUUUUCAUUUUUGUUUUCGGAGUUGUAUUGCUCUGUGCUGGAUUUCUGCUUUUAGUCUUUAUUUUCCAGUCCUGCCCAUCUGGAACCUUCAGUGACUCUAAUGCAGGACUGAAGGCUGUUGGGCUUGUUCUUGCUGUAGCUGGACUAGCUUGUGCCUUGCUGGCACGAUCGAGAGAGAAGUUUCACCUGAGACAGAGGCAGUUGCAAAAUGCACAAAUGCUCAGCCUAACUUCCUCUCAAAGGAGCUGUCAGUCUGCCCACCUCCUUAUCUUUGGAUUUUUGGUUUUAACUAGUGGAAUACUAAUUGGUAUCCUGGGCAUUUGGGUUCCUGGCUGUAGCCCAGAAUGGCAGCACCUGCAACCUAAUCAAACCAUUGCUUCUGAAGUCGGCCACUAGGGCUAUGGAUUUCUCUCUCUCCAAAUCAAGGGCCCUUUUCUGGUGCUGGCUGGAUUAUGUUUGCUUGUGGUAGCUUACACUAAAAGGAAACAGAAUUUAAAUCUUUGCCAAGAAUCCUCUGAAAGUGAAGAACAGCCUCAGAGUCCUGAAACAUUCCAGGCUACUGCAGAUAAUGCUGUAAUGGCAUUGCCACCCCCACCUUAUUUUAUUGAGACUCGAUCACUAAUCAUAGCUGCCAGGAGGACCACUUAUCACCAGGGUGUAAAUGAAAAUCCUCCAUCAUACCACAGUAUUUUUAAUAAUGGAGCACAGCUUGAAGGCAUUAAAAAAACUAUUGCUGUUGGAGAACACGAAUAAAUAUACACAAUUUCUAGAA
Molecule: messenger RNA, 1505 nt
Organism: Alligator mississippiensis (American alligator)
Lineage: Eukaryota; Metazoa; Chordata; Crocodylia; Alligatoridae
Gene: TMEM171
Product: transmembrane protein 171
Exons: 5
Source: RefSeq, a predicted model, not a curated record